Molecule: messenger RNA, 5046 nt
Organism: Fonsecaea multimorphosa CBS 102226
Lineage: Eukaryota; Fungi; Ascomycota; Eurotiomycetes; Chaetothyriales; Herpotrichiellaceae
Exons: 4
Coding region: 1-5046 (1681 amino acids)
Biological process (GO): chromatin remodeling; DNA-templated transcription; DNA repair
Cellular component (GO): nucleus; Ino80 complex
Molecular function (GO): ATP-dependent chromatin remodeler activity; histone binding; DNA binding
Source: RefSeq, a predicted model, not a curated record
AUGUCUGGAUCAACACCUUACGCGGUUCGUUCGCCAACGCAGUCGAACCAAUACCCACCACCUUAUUCACCAACUCACCCGAACCGCCCAUUUUUUGGCCAUGAACCCUUUCAAAUACCUCCUCAACACCUCAUUCAGACUCCGCCUCCAUAUCCUCCUGCGUCUCUGGUACACAGCCCACAUCAUACCCGACCCACGCUUGCAUCUCCCUUACCUUCAGCCAGCGCUCUUCCACCGCCGCCACCACCUCCUCCUCUCCCUCCCUCGCUAGGCGCAGGACCGCAGUAUCAACCUCUGACAUCGAGUCCGCCAUUUGCGCUUCAAAGAUCGUACUCGGGACAUCUGGUCCACCCAAGUAUGCCGUCGCCCUACGAUGUCAAUCCGUCACACGCGCACCCACCUGGGCCUCCAAAUUCGGCGCUGCAGUCACCCAUGAGAGAUCACCAUAGCCUCACUAAUGGAAGACCCGGAGACAUGUCUUCGUCUGAGUCGCGGCCGCAAUCGAAAGACAAGCCUGACAGAGCGAGCAACCCAAUGUCUUUUGCGAGCAUUCUUGGUCCCUCAAACAACGAACCCUCUCCCAAACUGAGUGAAACAAAACUGCCUCCUGCGCGACUCGCAACGCCUCCACCACCACCACCACCACCGCCGCCGCCGCCGAAGCCUGUUGUAGAAACCAAGCUUGGGCCUGAAAAGUCACCUGUGACGAAGGUGCCGGAGAUGGGUACAAUUCAGCCCCUUACGAAUGGCCACACCAAAUCGCAACCCAAAGCAGAGGCUGUACAUGCUCCCAAGAAAUAUCUUGCGCCACCACGACCACGGAAGAUACUCACAGAAGGGGAGGCGGACAAGAUACUGAAGGCUCUUGCCAUCAUUGACGAAACCAGUUUCAGUGACGCCGAGGAUGCAUCUUGGUCCGAACAUAAGGAACGGUACAAGCAAAGAACUAGGAAGAGAGCUGCAGAUGUGUAUGAAGGCGAACUACACAAGCGCAAGCGCCGUCGCGGCUAUCUCCUGGAUUCCUUUAUCCGAUCCAUGGACAAGCAGGCCCUAGUUGCAGCCCAACGCUUCCGUGAACGCUUCGAACCGGUCGCUGCCAAGGAAAUUGCAGACAAGGAUCAUCAAAGUGAAAAAGAAAGAAAGAAAGACAUGCAACGAAAGCGCCGUCGUGAGCAACAGAUUCGUAACGAGAGGGAGAGGCUGGAGGAGCUCGAACAGCGUGCGAGAGACGCCGAAGAUCAAGAAGAGGCACAGAAGUAUCUGAGGCAAGCAGAAAAAUCCCAGGCCCGCAUAAAACAAACCACAGAACUACUCGAAGGUGUCCCGCCUCAAGAAGACAUGGAAGUACCGGCACCGGCACCCAACUACGAAGGUGGUGUCACAUCUUCCUUCCAGCUGGCCACGCCCGAACCUGGUGAGCCUCCCAAGAAGCGCAGCAAGAAGGAUCCCGGUGCUCCCUCCGCCCGUUUAAAGAAGUCCAAGGAGAAGAAACAAGCCGAGAAAGAUGCUGCGGAGGCUGCCUAUGCGGCAAUGGAAAAAGAUGCUUUGAUCCAAAUUGCACCCAAGGAAGAAACGACCCCGGCUCCAUCUGGCAAGUCCAAAAAGUCCAAAGUUCAAGAGGCCCCUGCCAGUCCUCCACCACAGACGGUCAACUACGAGUCGAAAGGUUAUAUUCAGAUUUACGAGCAAAUCUGGAGAGACCUGGCCAGAAAAGACAUACCCAAAGUGUAUCGGAUCAAGCAAGUAUCUCUCGCCACAAGAGGAGAAAAUCUCCGCAAAACCGCUAUCCUCGCAAGCAAACAGGCGAGGAAAUGGCAGGAGCGGACCAACAAGAGCAUGAAGGAUACUCAAGCACGGGCGAAACGUGUCAUGAGGGAAAUGAUGUCCUUCUGGAAGAGGAAUGAGCGAGAAGAGCGAGAUCUACGCCGUCUAGCAGAGAGGAAGGAGAUUGAAGACGCGAAGAAGGCUGAAGCAGAUCGUGAGGCCAACAGACAGAAGCGGAAACUCAACUUCCUCAUCUCGCAGACAGAAAUCUACUCGCACUUCAUCGGGCGAAAGAUCAAGACGGAUGAAGUGGAGAGAGCCACAGAUGACGCCGAAGUUGCCGGGUCCCAAGAGAAGAGCAGGCCGUCUGGAUAUCAGGACCGAGGCAUGGACGACUUGUCACUAUCCAACGAACACGGAAAUCAUAAAGUCACAAACUUUGAAGACCUGGAUUUCGACGCCGAGGACGAGUCAGAGCUGAGAAAAGCCGCGGCGGCCAACGCCGCAAGCGCACUGCAGGAUGCACAGGACAAAGCCCGCAACUUCAACGGACAAGACUCAAUGGACGCGUUUGACUCGAGCGAGAUGAACUUCCAGAAUCCUACCAUGGCUGGCGAUGUACAAGUCUCCCAGCCGAAGAUGCUGCAAGCACAACUCAAGGAGUACCAGCUCAAGGGUCUCAAUUGGCUGGUUAAUCUUUACGAGCAAGGUAUCAACGGUAUACUGGCAGAUGAAAUGGGCCUUGGCAAAACCGUGCAAUCCAUUUCGGUGAUGGGCUACCUGGCCGAGCAGCACAACAUCUGGGGACCGUUCUUGGUCAUCGCUCCGGCCUCGACGUUACACAACUGGCAGCAAGAAAUCACCAAAUUUGUACCAGCCAUCAAGGUUCUCCCAUAUUGGGGCAGUGCAAAGGACCGAAAGAUUCUGCGGAAGUUCUGGGAUCGGAAGCACAUCACCUACACGAAAGACUCCGAGUUCCACGUCCUCGUUACUUCAUAUCAACUUGUCGUGAUGGAUGCCCAGUACUUCCAGAAGAUCCGAUGGCAGUACAUGAUUCUGGAUGAGGCACAAGCCAUCAAGUCUUCGAGCAGUUCGAGGUGGAAGACUCUUCUCGCUUUCCAGUGCCGCAACCGACUUUUGCUGACCGGCACGCCUAUUCAGAAUAACAUGCAGGAGCUGUGGGCUCUGCUCCACUUCAUCAUGCCCACGCUGUUCGACUCACACGACGAGUUCAGCGACUGGUUUUCCAAAGAUAUCGAAAGUCACGCACAAAGCAAUACCAAGUUGAACCAGGACCAGCUCAAGCGAUUGCAUAUGAUUCUCAAGCCGUUCAUGUUGCGACGCGUCAAAGCUCAUGUGCAGAAGGAACUCGGCGACAAGGUUGAGAAGGAUGUCUUUUGCGAACUCACCUACCGACAACGAGCAUACUACUCGAACUUGCGCAGCAAGAUCAGCAUCAUGGACCUCAUCGAGAAGGCGGCGCUGGGCGGCGACGAAGAUACUGCCACCUUGAUGAACUUGGUCAUGCAGUUCCGAAAAGUUUGCAACCAUCCGGAUCUGUUUGAACGAGCAGACACAAGUUCCCCUUUCUCGAUGUCGUAUUUUGCUGAGACUGCCUCGUUUGUGCGAGAAGGUUCAUUCGUGCAGGUUGGCUAUUCCGUUCGCAACCAAAUUCAAUACGACCUGCCUCGAGUGCUGUGCAAUGAUGUUGGGAGAAUAGACAUCGCUGGACCCGCCAAUCCCCACGCGGGCUUUCGACGUGCCGGCUUCAAGGCCAAGGGACUUGGAGGUCUGAUGAGGAUCUGGACUCCUGAGCACAUCAAAUCCUCGGCCGCGCAGGACGGAGCUUUCUCCUUCCUGCGAUUCGUGGAUACCUCGGCCGGUGAAGCCUCGUUUCAUGGCGAGUCAGGACUCGUCGAGCGUGCCAUGAGGCUCAAGAACCAGCAGGGACGGAGGUUACACAUCUUCGAAGAUUCUGAAGAUGGACCGGACGGGCCGCCAGCACAUGCUAUGUUCAACAUUGUGGAAAACGAUCCCCGCCGCGCACUUAAGGAACUGGAUCCCAAUUCGAACCUCGCGAGACUCUGCAACAUCUCCCAGGAUACCAUCGCAGAACAUGGGGUUUCGGUGCUAGAGCCAGCGGCCCGACCCAAGGCGUUGGCGCCACCGAUUGAGAUCAGUUGCUUUGAUCAAUCCUCAAUCUCUGAGCGACAGUUGACUCUCUUCAACAUGGAUGUCCGCAGUACGUUGUACCCGCUAGAGGAGUCACUCGAGGAGAAAUUACUUGAGCGCGAUGUGGAUCCGGCCAACUUCCCCGUGUCCAACAUGCUGCCUACGCCAGAAUCUGCGAAGGCCAGGUACACCAACAUCUCGGUGCCUUCGAUGCGUCGCUUUGUUACGGAUUCGGGCAAGCUAGCGAAGCUGGAUCAGCUGCUUCGAGAACUCAAGAUGGGUGGCCACCGCGUGCUCUUGUACUUCCAGAUGACGCGUAUGAUCGACUUGAUGGAAGAAUACCUUACGUACCGCAACUACAAGUACUGUCGGCUGGAUGGAAGUACCAAGUUGGAAGACCGGCGAGACACUGUACACGACUUCCAAACACGACCCGAGAUCUUCAUCUUCUUGCUUUCGACGCGUGCUGGUGGUCUCGGUAUCAACUUGACAUCUGCCGACACCGUCAUCUUCUACGACUCGGAUUGGAAUCCCACGAUCGAUUCACAAGCCAUGGACCGAGCUCAUCGACUUGGUCAGACCAAACAGGUUACAGUGUAUCGACUCAUUACUCGCGGUACCAUCGAAGAACGAAUCCGUAAGCGCGCGAUGCAGAAAGAAGAAGUCCAACGUGUCGUCAUCACGGGCGGAGACGGGGCUGGCGUGGACUUCAAUACUCGCGAUCGACGUGAGAAUAGGACCAAGGAUAUUGCCAUGUGGCUUGCGGACGACGACCAAGCGGCUCUUAUUGAACAGAAGGAAAAGGAAAUUGCGGAGAAGCCUGAUGAUGAGAACACGAAGAAGAGAAGCAAGAAGGCUGCAGCUGCCGCAGCCAGACAGAAGCGGAAGGGCGAAAUGAGUUUGGAUGAUAUGUAUCACGAAGGCGAAGGACAUUUUGAAGAUAAUUCGGCGAAACCGUCUGGGGCAGCGACCCCGGUGAGCGCCGCAGAAGCGGCUGGACCCAAACGCGGACCUCGUGGCGGACGGGGUGUGAGCAAGAAAGCCAAAACGGCCAAACAGAGACUUGCAAUCGUUGAUGCCGAGGGGGAUCUAGGCAUGAGUGGGACAUGA